This is a messenger RNA of Colossoma macropomum (tambaqui), 978 nucleotides long. RefSeq names its product homeobox C11b (gene hoxc11b). Gene Ontology annotation, cellular component: nucleus. NCBI's taxonomy places the organism in Eukaryota, Metazoa, Chordata, Actinopteri, Characiformes, Serrasalmidae. Bases 16 to 945 code for a protein of 309 amino acids. The transcript is spliced from 2 exons. Gene Ontology annotation, molecular function: DNA-binding transcription factor activity, RNA polymerase II-specific; RNA polymerase II cis-regulatory region sequence-specific DNA binding. Gene Ontology annotation, biological process: regulation of transcription by RNA polymerase II; anatomical structure development. The record is from RefSeq and is a predicted model, not a curated record.
ACGCGGCUUAGAACAAUGUUUAACUCAGUCAAUCUGGGCAACUUCUGCUCCCAGACGCGAAAAGAGAGAAGUUCCGAGUUCGGGGAGCGGGCAGGCUGCGCCUCCAAUCUUUACCUCCCCAGCUGCACCUAUUACGUCCCCGAGUUUUCUGCGGUCUCCUCGUUUCUGCCGCAGGCCCAUUCGCGCCAGAUCACCUACCCCUACUCCACGAACCUCUCACAAGUCCAGCCGGUUCGAGACGUGUCGUACGGGCUGGAUCCGCCGGGGAAGUGGCACCACAGAGGGAACUAUGCAUCCUGCUACACGGGGGAGGACCUGGUGCACAGGGAGUGCCUUCCGCCAUCAUCCACCAUGACGGAAAUGUUGAUGAAGAAUGAAAGCGUCUACAACCACCACCAUCACCACCACCAUCACCACCCCGGCUCGAACCACCCGAACGCGGGCUUCUACUCGGGCGCGGGCAAGAACAACGUUCUCCCACAAGGCUUUGACCGCUUUUUUGAGGGCGUCCACUGCGGACAGGAGGCUGGCUCGCUGGAGAACUGUGCGCAGAAAGGCGACACCGACAAGCCGGAUUCGGCACCUCCAGCCCUCCGUGGAAGCGGAGCCCCAGAGAAGGAGCAGGACAACGAGGAGGAGAACACGACGUCGGGCUCGUGCGCCUCCUCCACGGGGACAAAAGAGGACAACUCGUGCAAAAACGACCACUCCAGUACCCCACGGACGAGGAAGAAGCGAUGUCCGUACACCAAGUUUCAGAUCCGAGAACUUGAGCGAGAGUUCUUCUUUAACGUUUACAUCAACAAAGAGAAGCGGCUGCAGCUCUCCAGAAUGUUAAACCUUACCGACCGACAGGUCAAAAUCUGGUUCCAGAACCGGCGGAUGAAAGAGAAGAAGUUAAGCCGAGACCGCUUGCAGUAUUUUUCUGGUAACCCUCUUUUGUGAACUGUGAAUGGCGGAUAUGUAAUUUCCACAAAA